Carassius carassius (crucian carp) is the source of this 1341-nucleotide messenger RNA. RefSeq names its product zinc finger protein 239-like. The record is from RefSeq and is a predicted model, not a curated record. The transcript has a single exon. The coding region runs from base 179 to 1297 and encodes 372 amino acids. Gene Ontology annotation, biological process: regulation of transcription by RNA polymerase II. Gene Ontology annotation, molecular function: RNA polymerase II cis-regulatory region sequence-specific DNA binding; DNA-binding transcription factor activity, RNA polymerase II-specific. NCBI's taxonomy places the organism in Eukaryota, Metazoa, Chordata, Actinopteri, Cypriniformes, Cyprinidae.
ACUGAACUGAACAAAGACCCUGGGGUCAAAUUGACUCCAAACAACAACGAUGCUUCAAAAUGUGUAGAGGGCAUUGAAAAAAUAACAUCAUGUUCAUUUUAUGUUAUUUUAUCGAGUUGUCCCCAUUCAAUCUGAAGCAAAGAAAAUUAAUUGUGUAUUUACAGAUGUUAAACAUUGAAUGGGGUCACUUUUAUGUUCACUUUUUUUUAACAAGUUACCAAAAAUAAUUUUUACUUUUAUUUCAGAAUUAAUUGAAGAAAAAGAGGAGAAUGAAGAAUCAAAUGAAGUUGAGGAGAAAAAUCAUGUCAAAACUGGAGGAAAACCAAUUAGUUGCACUCAAACCAAACAGAAAGAUUUAAAGAAAAAAAGAGUCAAGAAAUCUUUCACCUGCACUCAGUGUGGAAAGAGAUUCACACACUUAACAGGUUUUGAGCGUCACAUGAGAAUUCAUACUGGAGAGAAACCAUUCUCUUGCGAUCAGUGCGGGAAGAGUUUCAAACAAUCCGCAAACCUGAAGAUACACAUGAACAUCCACACUGGAGAGAAGCAGCACGCAUGUGAUAAAUGCGGUAAAAUGUUUUUAUGGGCUUCACUUCUGAAGAAACACUUAAAAGUUCAUGCAGAGGAGGAGCCACAUCCAUGUCAUUUGUGUGGUAAAAGGUUUUUGCAUCCACAAAGUUUGAAAGUACAUAAGAAAAUACAUACUGCUGAUACAGAGUACAUGUGCUUUGAGUGUGAAAAGACUUUUAGUUCAGUGAGCAGUUUAAAACAGCACCAGAGGAUCCACACUGGAGAGAAACCUUACAAGUGUGCACACUGUGACAAGAGAUUCAGUCAGUCAUCAAAUCUGAAAACACAUGAGAGGAUCCACACUGGCGAGAAUUCUUAUAAGUGUUCACACUGUGACAAGAGAUUCAGUGAUUCAUCAACUCUGAAAAAACAUGAGAGGAUCCACACUGGCGAGAAACCUUAUAAGUGUUCACACUGUGACAAGAGAUUCAGUCAGUCAUCAAGUCUGAAAAGACAUGAGAGGUUCCACACUGGCGAGAAACCUUUUAAGUGUACACACUGUGACAAAAGAUUCAGUAAUUCAUCAAAUCUGAAAACACAUGAGAUGAUCCACACUGGAGAGAAACCUUAUAAGUGUUCACACUGUGACAAGAGAUUCAGUGAUUCAUCAAAUCUGAAAAAACACGAGAGGAUUCACACUGGAGAGAAACCGUAUCACUGCACUGUAUGUGGGAAGCAUUUAAUUCAGUCAUUUGUUAUACACAGUCAUAUAAAACAAUCACAGUAAGGCCCCGUACAAAUGGAGACACGUUUAGCUGUAUAUGUACAUUU